CGGGCCGGGCUGCUGCCCGCCACGCCCGCCGGGUCAGGAGGAGGCUGUCAGUGGCCCGUGGCCAUUGCGGGAGGGAGGCGGCGCGGGGCGUGUGCGGCGGAGAGAGGAGCGGAGCGAGGCAUAACUCCGCGCGGAGCGGGACGCGUCCAAGACGGACGAGAUGUUGCGCUACAGCUCGGGCUUGACCCUCACCACUACCACGCCGAAGAAGCCCAACGGCCAGGACGGCCCUGCUCAGAGAAAGGCAAAUGUGUGUCGGCUACGCUUGACCCUGCCUCCUGAAGAAAACUCCCUUUCUCAGGAAAUUAACAAUAAGACUGAAAGGACAAAAAAGCAACUCUACCAUGUUCCCAAUGGAUUGCCUACAGGGAACUUAUCACACGGUGUGGUGUAUGGUGUGGUGCGUAGAUCUGAUGAUAAUCAUAACAAAGAAAUGGUGGUUUAUGGAUGGUCAACUCAACAGCUGAAAGAAGAAAUGAAAUAUAUAAGAGAUGUGAGAUUAACACUGGAAAAUGUAAGAAAGAAAAUGUAUGGAGAAUAUGAUGAAAUGAAACGCAAAAUCCAAGAGCUUACAAAUGAACUGGCAGUAUCAAGUGCUCAACAAGAAUCAUUGGACAAUCACAUAGAAGUGCACUCUGCAGCUCUGAAUAGCUUCAGUGAAAUGAAUAACUCGUUGACCUCAGCCUCAAUUGAGUUGCAGAAAACUUUAGUUGAUGUUACUUUGGAGAAUACAGUUAUACGAGACCAAAUAAAAAAUCUAAAACAAACACAUGAACAGUCUAUGGAAAAACUGAAGGAAAAGCAGAAACAGCUGGAAACUGCCAGAGUUGAAAAUGAGCUGCUCAAACUCAAGGUAGAAUGUUCACAAGAAGCAAAUGCAGAAGUAAUGAGAGAGAUGACUAGAAAACUAUACAGUCAAUAUGAAGAAAAGCUACGAGAAGAAGAACAAAAGCAUAAACUUGAGAAAGAAACUCUAAUAUCUGAAACAAAUAGACUACUUACAGCCAUUGAAGAUGCAAAUAAGAAGAUGAGACUUACCGAGAUGAGUUUACAAGAAAAAGACCAAAGAAUUGGCGAGCUGGAUCAGUUUAUUUUGCGCAUGGAAGAUGAACGCCAUCAACUGCAAAAGCAACUCAUAGAAUAUGAAAUACAACUUAAUGGAGCAAACCUUCACAGUCAGUCAGGCAGACAAAGGUCACAUCAGUUGGAGGAGGUUACAGCUAGUCUGCGAGAACGAAUCAAACACCUGGAUGACAUGGUUCUUUGCCAACAGAAGAAAGUCAAGCACAUGGUUGAGGAAAUUGAGCUGCAAAAGCGAAAGAUGAAGCAAAAGGAACUGUUUAUAUUGCAACUUUUAGAAAAAAUAUCAUUCCUUGAAGGAGAGAAUAAAGAAUUACAAGACCGUUUGGAUUACUUGAUGGAGUCACAGUCAAGGACUGAUGUAGAAACCAGAGACGUUGGAGUAGGAUGUGACCUUCCACUGAGGAAAUUUGUAUCCAGGCUUCCAGAUAAAGGUAAAAAGAUAUCCAACUUCGUUGAAAAAUUGAAGAUUGCCAUCGCACAAGAGGAAGAGCUACAGAGAACAACUGAGCUUCUAUCUGCUGUUAGAUUAGAGUUCCAGGAAAAACAAGAGGCAAUCAAAUCCAGCAAACCAAAAAGGGUUGUCAGCGACAAGUCAGCAUGCCAAGACCCACCUCUUAUUUCUGAACAUCACUACAAUGAGAUUGGAUCAUCUCUGCAGAACAAGCAAAGUGUCUGGACCAAGAAAAAAAGCAAAGCAAACAGAAGUGCAUUAGUAGGACGAGCCCCUGAGGACACCAGUUUUCCUCAAGGAAGCAAAAAUGUUUUAGGGGUGUCAGUAGCCAAGCUUCCAAAAGAUGCUCAGGAGGUUCCCAAGCGGAAUUCUCUAGACAAAGCUGAAAAUCCAGGACAGUCUGCAAGCAGUAGCAGUGAAGCACUGGUGGAUGCCUUUGAAAGAAUUUCAGUUGGAGGGGGAGAGUGUGGGGAGAACUCUGAAAAUGGGCAGAGUUUUGACUGCAAAGGACGUGCUUUUCAGAACUUUCCCAACACACCACCCAAAACUCCACAUUACAUGGAAGUGCUGGAACUGAGAGCAAAGCACCCUGUGGCAAAAAGAAGCAAAUUUAAAGCUAAUGUAUUGCUGGCUGAGUCAAGUGGAUCGUCUUGUGGCUCCUCAGAUAUCCCUUCACCUAGAGGUCCCCCCUUUUCCCUUUCUGCAGAGGAAAGACGCCACAGAGAUAAGAAGCAUUUGGAUGACAUCACAGCUGCUCGGUUACCCCCUCUUCAUCACGAGCCUACGCAGCUGCUAUCCCUAAAAGAUUCAAUAGCAAUUCAGAUCCAACAAAAGGAAGCUUAUGAGGAAAUGCUAGCCAAACUUGCAGCCCAGAAGCUUGCAGGCAGACUAGGCCCUCAGAUGGCCUGCUAUGAGCCAGAGGGGGAGGUGCUGGGCAACUACAGAGAAGUGAGGGACGAGGAAUGCUACAGCUCGGCUGAAGACUGAGUCCAAGGCAGAAUCUGCAGUGGAUGCCUGGGCGAAGAAACAGAAGGAUUGCAGUGCUUUUUGCUCUUGUGGACUGCUACACCUUUGCCCAAGGAUGUUAGGAGUGCUCACCUGCGGAAGCCCUGGAUUAACCAGAGUGCUGCAGAGGUUUCCAGAUUCCCUGGUCCCUUUGCUGUUGCUUGCCAAAGAAGUUGGUGCAUUUUGAAAGCUUGUAAGUCAUAGAAGCAGCAGUCCACAGUGGCAUGCCUCAGUUGGGUUUGUGCAGGGGCAGACUGAGUCUGCUGUGCCCCGCAUGUAAAAAGAGGAGGCAGCAGAUGCAAGAGCAGCCAAGUCUUUGCCUUCUAGUCUUUGACUGAUUCCAAACAAAUGUAGGAUUUGUUAACUUGUGUAAAAGAUUACAAUAUUUUCUAUUUAAAAAUACAAGUGUUGUGUUUCUAUAUUUUUCUAUGUGGCAUUAAAAUUCAGGAGCAGCAUG
Messenger RNA from Lacerta agilis (Sand lizard), 2996 nucleotides. It is a transcript of the gene MYZAP, whose product is annotated as myocardial zonula adherens protein. The transcript has 15 exons. NCBI's taxonomy places the organism in Eukaryota, Metazoa, Chordata, Lepidosauria, Squamata, Lacertidae. The coding region runs from base 161 to 2521 and encodes 786 amino acids. Gene Ontology annotation, biological process: intracellular signal transduction; maintenance of ER location; transcription elongation by RNA polymerase II. Gene Ontology annotation, molecular function: transcription elongation factor activity. Gene Ontology annotation, cellular component: nuclear envelope; RNA polymerase II, holoenzyme; intracellular anatomical structure. The record is from RefSeq and is a predicted model, not a curated record.